GUAAUUAAUCAUAGAUAAAAACACCGGCAGCAUUGACAUGGCAAGAAAUGGUUGAAAAUCUGACGUGUAUAUGCACUAUACAUACAUUUUACACCUCCAUAUAUGAUAAAGAUCUCAGAUCUAUCAGAAGAUUAAAGAAGCAUUUUCUUACCCCAUUUUGAAAGUUUCGUUUAACCUUUGGACAAUCUACUUCACACCCACCCGUCCAUAUCUUUUCGUUUCAAGAACUUGCCAAUUGCUUACUGUAUUUAAGCAAACUGCAUUGAAAGUUAUAGGUGUUCACCUUUUCUUGGAAACUAAUCAUAAGUCAAGAUUUUUAUUAUAAAGGGCCUACUUUUGUAUCAAUUUAACUGGGAGAGAUCUACCCGGGAAUAAGAAGUUGAAAUAUUUGAAAUUUCGAGCUUCCAAAAUCAACCUCGUAUACGAGAUAAGAUUUAAGGAAAACCAUCAUGUUUAAGCAAUCACCACGUAGGAACCAGAGAAACAAAGGAUAUAAGGUGAAGCAUGUUCUCCAAUUAUGUGUAGUAAUUGGAGUUUGCGUCUGGCUGCUUUACCAAGUGCAGCACUCCCGUAGUAAGAAGGCAUCAUACGAAGAAACGACAAGAAUUUCCGAGAAGGUAAAGGAUGGGAACGAUAUUAUCAAGUUAGGGAGGAAGGAUCUCCGGCCCCGGAAUGAAGAAACGGAUACUGAAGACGAGAAGCAGAAAGAAGAGCAACAAGAGGAAAGGACACACUUGGAUGAUGAAAACAAGCCAGAUGAUCAAGGGCAAGACCGAGAAAAAAUAGAAGAGGAAGGUGAGAAUAGAGAGACUUCUAUGGAUGGAGAAAGGAAGCCAGAGGAGGAAACCAAACAAGAAAACGAAGAUUUGGAUGGGGAGAAGGAAAAUAAAGAGGCUGAAGAUGGCAACAGGAAAGACACUGAAGCGAAGGACACUAAAGAAGAAGAAAGUGAAAGCAGCAGUGAAGAACAAGUUGAAGAGAGAAGUGAAGAAAAAGAAGGCAAAGAAGAUGGAGAGAAGGAGAAUGGUGAACAGGAUACGAAAGAAGAGAAGGGCAAGAAUAAUGAAAAUGAAGAGGUGAAUAAUGAUGAAAAGGGAUAUCAGGCAAAAGACAAUGCAGAAACCGAUGUUAAAGAAGAGAGUAGUGGAACGAUAGAAAAUGAAGAGAUAAAGGAAGAGAGGGAGAGCAAAGAGAAGAGAAAUGAAGAAAUGGAGGAAGCAAACAAGAGAAAGGAGGAGAAAGCAAGCGAAGAAACACAGAACGGGACUGAAGAUAAGGGAGUUACACAAGACGAGAAGAAUAAAAUUGAGGAUAAAGGAACGGAAGAGAGAAAUGGAGGGGACAAUGGACAAGAUAGUAAAGACAUGGAAGGAAACAACAAAGCGGAGGAGCUAAAAGAAGGUGGAACUGAAAAAUUAGGUUCCUCUGAGGGUGAGACUCAUGACAGAACCGACAAGACUAAUGAGGUGAAAGAGGAGAAUAAAAAGGGAGGAAUUGUCUCUGGCAAUAAGGUUCAGAUUUCUCAAAAUGUAACCAAAACUGAGAAUGUUAGUAAUGUUAAUUUGAAUGGGGAGGAGAAAUCCGAAAACACAAAACAAAAUGAGUUACAGGAAAAUAAGAAUAAUAAUUUUGAGGCAAUCAAUGGAAAUGAGAAUGAAGUGGGAUCAAAUGACCAAGAUACUGGGAAAACUGAGAACAGUAAUUCUUCUAAUGUGGUGGCCACUGAAGGCACGAGUGAUGAACACGUAGAGUCGGGGCAUAACCCUAAUUCUUCAGCAGGAACAUCUGAAGUUAAGGAACAAGGUCAAGUUAAUGAUAACUCUACCUCUGAUUCCAUUCCAAAAGAAAGUAAAACACCCGAGAACAUUGUUCAUCAUGAAGAUGGAUCACAGACUGUUCUGAAUGAGCAAACUGAGAAAAGUGAUACUGAGAAUGAGAAAUCAGAUUCAGAUUCAACUCAAACCACAACAACUGAGAAAGUGAGCUUGGUGAAUGGAAAUUCAAAAGGUUCUUCUGACAACACACAACUUCUUGUAUCUGAUGGACUAAAUGGAGAUACGAAGACAGCUAAAGGCACAGAGAAUAACUCUGAAACAUUAUCUGGGGGUGAGGGUAAUAAUAACUCAGGCGAACAACGGAGGGUUGAUAAUGAUAAUGGUAGUAAUGGUACAAAUUCAGGUCAAAAUACAGCUGAAGAUUCUUCAAAUACUUCAGGCUCAUCAAAUGAGGCAUCUCCAAGCUCAAAUGGAAAUGCUGAUCCUGCUGCGCAUGGUGGAAAAGAUUCCUCCAGUUCUUCACUUCCUCAAGAAGAGAAAGAAGCUCGCAUCGACCUGGGAACUCUUCCAGACUCUGGAACCGAAGGUAACAGCCAUGAUGCAGUUGCCAAGUGACAUUUAUAUAAUAUUUUCUCAGUCGAUGAUUUGUAAUCACAAAGGAUUUUGCUUUAUAUUUUUUAUUUUUUUUCCCUUUCUUUUACCAAUUGCGAAGGCAGGUGUUUUAAGUAUGUGAGAACUCAUAAUUCUCUGUUGGUGAAUCAUCACGUGGCUUAUUUGUGACGCAUGGAUAUUGCAGAUAUGAAUAAACAAUUUCAAUUUGUCUAGCUAUCCAAUCAUUUUAAUGUAUCAGAGCCAUUUAUUUA
Molecule: messenger RNA, 2638 nt
Organism: Olea europaea var. sylvestris
Lineage: Eukaryota; Viridiplantae; Streptophyta; Magnoliopsida; Lamiales; Oleaceae
Product: myb-like protein X
Exons: 2
Coding region: 450-2390 (646 amino acids)
Source: RefSeq, a predicted model, not a curated record